Molecule: messenger RNA, 3028 nt
Organism: Hypoxylon fragiforme
Lineage: Eukaryota; Fungi; Ascomycota; Sordariomycetes; Xylariales; Hypoxylaceae
Product: WD40-repeat-containing domain protein
Exons: 2
Coding region: 538-2358 (606 amino acids)
Biological process (GO): positive regulation of anaphase-promoting complex-dependent catabolic process; positive regulation of ubiquitin protein ligase activity; anaphase-promoting complex-dependent catabolic process
Cellular component (GO): anaphase-promoting complex
Molecular function (GO): anaphase-promoting complex binding; protein binding; ubiquitin ligase activator activity
Source: RefSeq, a predicted model, not a curated record
UAGUUUGGCAUAGCUGCGUGGGCUGCAAGCGUUGCCCUGCGCAACGAAAGAAGGUGGGAUCCACCAGUGUAAACACAUAAAUCAGAGACUUGAACUUCGAUUUCAAGAUUUUGAUUCUUUCCUUACAAUAAACCUUUACAACCCUUCAUCUCGCAUACCCUCAAGACUUCUUCAAUUCUCUGCCUCUUAGGCUAGAACUACACUGCUUCAUUACAACAAGCUUUCCAAAAAGAAAUACUUUCAAGUCUACUAGAUCUUAUCGCUGCUACAGCCAUCUGAUCGCCCCUCCGACUCAAAAGCUAUUCUUUGCGGAAGCACCCUUCGAUAUAUCGAGUAGAACAAACGUCUAUUACUAACCAUUACCCAGAUCCAGGAAUCAUUAACUUGAGUCUCUUGGAGAUCGUUCGAUUCAUCGAAGCUCUCUAAUCACACUCACUUACCUACUCCCUCGAGACAUUAGGUUGUUCUUCGUCGGAGCUCAACUAUUUCACAUCUCGAUACCCACAAUCAUCGUCAUACUCUAGACAAUCAGACAUUAUGGCAUCUGUUGCAGUAUCGACUCCCCUCAAGUCCCACAAGGGACUUUUCUCCUCUCGUACCGCAGGCGGUCGUAUGCCUUUAACACCUUCCCCUCGGCAACGCACCACAAACAAUAUUGCCCCUGCACGUAUAGAAUCAUCCCCCUUCACCCCUGAGAGACAGUCGUCCAGCAAUGGAGUUUGUCGUCCGUCGGGAAAGUCGGGGAAGUCGGUUUACGGAGGCAAUCUUACGGCACGCCUUGCCAAGGCUAGCACGAGAAACUCGCACCGUGAAUCGCCCAAAUCCAAUAUCGCUCGCGAUGUUUCGAGCCCUCGUAAGGCCCUCGAGCUAGGUGUAUCAGACUUCACUCUCGUUGGCACCGGACCUACCAAGACUCCUGCUAGUCCCAAGUCGAAGAAGGCUCCUACGAGAUCCAAGUCUAACAAGACCACAAUUACCUACGCUGCGGAUCGCUUUAUCCCGAACCGCAGCAACAGUUCCGCCAUUGCCAACAAAGGUUCCGCAAAGCUUGAUGUGCAGGACAAAAAGCGAUCGAGAGCCACUACUGAGGGCUCUGCUGUCUUGUCUUCUGCUACGGACGAUGCCAUCACUGCCCUUGAGGGCCUUAACAUUAACGAUGACGACACGGCGGAUUACUCUCGCCCAUCUCCUAACACGGUAGCUUACCAAGAUUCUUUGGCCAAUGCUUGUGGUGUCAACCUCAACACUCGUAUCCUUCAAUUCAAGCCGGCACCCCCUGAAUCAUCGAAGCCUAUUGAUCUUCGACAGCAAUAUAACCGACCAUUGAAGUCAGCAAAUGCCAGCUCCGGCCAGUUCCGACGCCGCAUUGCGACUGCGCCUGAACGAGUCCUCGACGCGCCUGGGCUGGUUGAUGAUUAUUACUUGAACCUCCUUGACUGGAGCUCUGGUAACCAGGUUGCUAUCGGCCUUGAGCGUAGUGUCUACGUCUGGUCUGCCGACGAAGGCUCUGUUAGCUGCUUGCUGGAGGCCAACGAAGACACUUACGUUAGCAGCGUCAAGUGGUCUGAAGAUGGUGCCUAUGUUGGCGUCGGUCUUGGAACUGGCGAAGUCCAGAUUUGGGAUGUUGCAGAGGGCGCCAAGGUCCGCAGCAUGUUUGGUCACGAUACUCGUGUUGGUGUAAUGGGAUGGAACAAGCACCUUCUCUCAACUGGAGCCCGAAGUGGGCUUGUUUACAACCAUGAUGUUCGUAUUGCCGAGCACAAGGUUGCUGAGCUUGUUUCCCACAAAUCCGAGGUUUGUGGCCUCGAAUGGCGAUCCGACGGCGCUCAACUUGCCACUGGAGGCAAUGAUAACUUGGUGUCGAUCUGGGAUGCUCGAUCCCUAGCUGUCCCCAAGUUCACCAAGAACAACCACAAGGCCGCUGUCAAGGCAUUGGCCUGGUGUCCCUGGAACAUGAACCUGCUCGCGACAGGUGGUGGCUCUUACGAUCGUCACAUCCACUUCUGGAACACCACAUCUGGUGCCCGAGUCAACAGCAUCGACACAGGGUCUCAAGUCACCAGCCUUCGAUGGAGCACCAGCUACCGCGAGAUCGUUAGCUCCAGCGGAUUCCCCGAUAACUCUCUCAGCAUCUGGAGUUACCCCAACCUAGUUCGCAAUGUCGAGAUUCCUGCUCAUGAGAGCCGAGUUCUCCACAGCUGCCUUAGCCCUGAUGGACAAAUGCUCGCAACUGCUGCUGCCGAUGAGAGCUUGAAGUUCUGGAAAGUGUUUGAGAAGAAGGCGGGUACUGCCUCUGGCCUCGGUGCCAGUGGCUCUUCUAGCAAGGCUACCAUGGCCAAGCAGAUGACCAUCCGAUAAAGCAGCACCUUUGCGGGAUCUGGUAAAUGUCAGGAUCACAUUCGACAAUCGACAAUCGACAGUAACGGUAGGUAUAUCCAUUUCGUUCUGGCAUCUCUGGGACUGCAUUUGGGUGUCUGUUUAGCGAGGCGUUGGAAUUUCCUCAUGCCUACGGGUAUGAAGGGAUCUCUACGGAACAAGGACUUGGUCAUGAGCUACGAUAGGAUAACGCCUGCUACAUGAGAUGGUAGCACUUGGAAUUCAUAUUCAAUGUUGUGAAUGAAUUCAAUUGUAUUAUAAUUCAGAUGAGGGUAGUAAUACUGGUAUGGUAAUAUGGAUGGAAGGAGUAUAGUUUACCUAGGUUAGUUAGAUAGCCAAACAUAUCAAUGAUAUGAGGUUGACUCGGUGUUAAUUAUUCUGCUUGUGUUUCUGAUUGUUUGUUUAUCAAUACCUAACUUAGUAGAUUCGCUACAUAUGUAGGAAUCCGUGACGUAGAAGAACUUGCAUUAGGUACAUGAGGUAGAUGUCUAUGAAAAGUAUGUGAAUAGGUACAUAAUGUAUUGAGAAUAUCGAAAUUGAAAGUAGCGUGGGUAGGUAUUAUCAUUGAUGUAAGCUUCAAAGGGUAGGUAUUUAUUUCGGCACUUCAAUGUUGUUCCUUGAACUUCCUUCCUUCUUUUUUUUUUUUUUUUUU